AUGCCUCCGACAGCUCUCGACAUGGCCCCCGGCAAGGAUCCCAGAAUCACGCGAGUGGAUUAUGAAGAUUGGGAUUAUGAAGAUGGGGAUUAUAAAGAUGGGGAUUAUAAAGAUGGGGAUUAUAAAGAUGAGGAUUGUGAAGAUGGGGAUUGCGAAGAUGGGGAUUAUGAAGAUGGGGAUUAUAAAGAUGGGGAUUAUGAAGAUGAGGAUUGUGAAGAUGGGGAUUGCAAAGAUGGGGAUUAUAAAGAUGGGGAUUAUGAAGAUGGGGAUUGCGAAGAUGGGGAUUAUGAAGAUGGGGAUUAUAAAGAUGAGGAUUGUGAAGAUGGGGAUUGCGAAGAUGGGGAUUAUGAAGAUGAGGAUUGUGAAGAUGGGGAUUGCGAAGAUGGGGAUUAUGAAGAUGGGGAUUAUAAAGAUGGGGAUUAUGAAGAUGGGGAUUGCGAAGAUGGGGAUUAUGAAGAUGAGGAUUGUGAAGAUGGGGAUUGCGAAGAUGGGGAUUAUGAAGAUGGGGAUGAUAAAGAUGGGGAUUAUGAAGAUGAGGAUUGUGAAGAUGGGGAUUGCGAAGAUGGGGAUUAUGAAGAUGAGGAUUGUGAAGAUGGGGAUUGCGAAGAUGGGGAUUAUGAAGAUGGGGAUUGCGAAGAUGGGGAUUAUGAAGAUGAGGAUUGUGAAGAUGGGGAUUGCGAAGAUGGGGAUUAUGAAGAUGGGGAUUAUAAAGAUGGGGAUUAUGAAGAUGAGGAUUGUGAAGAUGGGGAUUGCGAAGAUGGGGAUUAUGAAGAUGAGGAUUGUGAAGAUUAG
Haliotis rufescens (red abalone) is the source of this 792-nucleotide messenger RNA. Its product is annotated as prostatic spermine-binding protein-like. The record is from RefSeq and is a predicted model, not a curated record. The transcript is spliced from 3 exons. The coding region runs from base 1 to 792 and encodes 263 amino acids. Lineage: Eukaryota; Metazoa; Mollusca; Gastropoda; Lepetellida; Haliotidae.